Xyrauchen texanus (razorback sucker) is the source of this 4823-nucleotide messenger RNA. RefSeq names its product Golgi phosphoprotein 3. Gene Ontology annotation, molecular function: phosphatidylinositol-4-phosphate binding. Gene Ontology annotation, cellular component: trans-Golgi network; Golgi cisterna; cytosol. Gene Ontology annotation, biological process: Golgi vesicle budding; retrograde vesicle-mediated transport, Golgi to endoplasmic reticulum; Golgi organization. The transcript is spliced from 4 exons. The coding region runs from base 255 to 1145 and encodes 296 amino acids. Lineage: Eukaryota; Metazoa; Chordata; Actinopteri; Cypriniformes; Catostomidae. The record is from RefSeq and is a predicted model, not a curated record.
CUGACUGCUGUCGUCACGGCUGGUCGCCAUAUUAAACCUGCACGGAAUCAGCGACGCCUACACCGUCGCUCCGCUGUUGGGAUCGUUAAGGGCCUCUCUUCAAAACAAACCUCCAUUUACACCUUUUAUUUCUCCCAUUCUCACCGGGAAUCAUUUAUGCAUCGGACCGAAUAAGCCCGUGUGUUCUCGGACAGAAGUUGUCUGGGAGGGAGGUUUUUGUUUUUGAGUGUUUGAUGAGUAUUCUUUGAUGAGAGAUGAGUACUCUGACCCAGCGGAGCUCCGGCCUGGUACAGAGACGCACAGAGGCUUCGCGCAGCGCUGCAGCCGCAGACAGAGACCACGGAUGCGGCGGCGAAGAGGACUACGAGCCCCGCCGCGUAGACGAGCAGGACGACGAUGACAGCGGAGACUCAAAGGAAGCCAGACUGACCCUGAUGGAGGAAGUGCUGCUGCUGGGGCUGAAGGAUCGAGAGGGCUACACCUCCUUCUGGAAUGACUGCAUUUCAUCUGGCCUGAGGGGCUGCAUGCUUAUUGAACUGGCCUUACGAGGGAGACUGCAGCUGGAAGCUUGUGGCCUGAGGAGGAAAAGCCUCCUUGCCAGGAAGGUUAUAUGCAAGUCUGAUGCUCCAACGGGGGAUGUGCUGUUGGACGAGGCUCUGAAACACAUAAAAGACACUCAACCGCCUGAGACCGUGCAGAACUGGAUAGAGCUGCUCAGUGGAGAGACAUGGAACCCACUAAAGUUGCAUUAUCAGCUACGUAAUGUUCGUGAGCGCCUGGCCAAGAAUCUCGUUGAGAAGGGUGUCCUCACCACCGAGAAACAGAACUUUCUUCUUUUCGACAUGACCACACACCCGCUUACCAACAAUAACAUUAAGCAGCGCCUUAUUAAGAAGGUGCAGGAGGCCGUGCUGGACAAGUGGGUGAACGACCCUCACCGAAUGGACAAGCGUGCUUUGGCCCUUAUAUUCCUCGCCCAUUCCUCUGAUGUUCUAGAAAACGCAUUUGCCCCGUUGCUGGACGACCAGUACGAUCUGGCUAUGAAGAGAGUACGACAACUUCUGGACCUGGAACCUGAGGGUGAAAGCAUGAAGACCAACACCAAUGAGCUGCUCUGGGCUGUUGUGGCUGCCUUCACCAAAUGAAGCUGCUUCAGUUCUGGUGAACCUGGAAAAAAAAUAAAACACUUGGACUGGUAUAAACAGGUUUGAGAAAUUAUUGUCCUGGUUUAUCAAAACGGAGUUCUGAAACUGUUUUUUUCCUUGUAGAUAUCUCCCUUCCUUGCUCCUCUCUCUGCAAGAAUAACCAUUGUUUUGCUCUCUUUUGCUUGAAAGGGGAUAAAAAAAGAACACACAUAGAUUUACUUUCUCCUACUUUCAUUGUUUGUUGGUUUAGUUUAAUGCAAAUAAGUACCUAUUCACCGUAGACUGUUGGAACAUUUAACUUUUGCGUCACUGGAUCAAGAGUCUUCUUUUUCAUAAUUUUCUUACCUCGACAUCUGUGUUGUGUACCUAACAGAUUUUAUAAUUGAGCAGGAAUCAUUGGUUUUUCUUCAAGUCUUCAGUUUCUUGCAUUAAAUUGGAAUAGAUUCAUUGUAAUUGCAAUAUGUGAGAAAAGCUGUGUACACUUACACUAAAGCAGUAUCUACAUAUGGUACAUCUGAAGAGAUGUACAAGAAAAUAAAGUACACUGCAGUUUAUCAUUUAUUAUAUAAUCUAAAUCAAGUUGUUUUCACUUGUUUUCAUAUUGAUGGAGCAAGAAAAGAAACUAAAAAUAUUAUCAAGGACUAAAUCGCAUUUUGAUAACAAUUAGUAGUUUGUGGCGAGUGAGGUAGAGCUAGACGGCUUCAGGUUCACACAACUGAAACCAAAAAAAGCUGCCCAAACGUGCUGUCUCAACAGAAUUGCUAUUGGAUGGCCAGUAUAUCCAAACUCUGAGUGGAAACUAAGUGCAGGCAAUUCAGGGGACCGGUCUUGUCUUUACAGGGUGAGAGUUGGCAGUUUAUAUGCAAGGAGAACCGUUACUCCAUGUUAAGUUGGCAUAAUUUAUUUUAACAAAGCUUGUGUUCAUUUUGAGAUCAGAAUUCUCUAUGGUUUUUGAUUAAUGUCCCAUCCAGAUUCCUUCCAUUCUGCUGAUCAACACCCUACAAAUGCUUCAAACUCUACCUUUUAGACUUUUAUUUUAAUUAAAACCUUUUCACUAACUUGAACUGAAUUUUACUUUUAUGUGCCUGAGGUUGGUUACAUGAUGGGUAGCGCUCAAGAUGCAAUAUUUACUGUAGCUCUUUGUGACAUGGCAUUAAUGGAGCUAGAUUCAGAAAGCAUUGUUGAGCCGUAGACUCUUUGUUCAUACCUACCAGAAAAUAGAGGGACCACAAGAAUAAAAUUUAAAGAAUUCUGUUUCCCCCUUAAAAAUAUAAACACCUGUAUAGCACACAGUUAUUUGAUCGAUUAAUUGAUUUGAGUGAUUAUGUAGUGGUGUGUACAGGUCAUAUGUUUAAUGGUGGAGGCGGAGCUUUUAAAGUCAAAAAAUUAUGUUUGUAACUUCUGACAUUUACAUUGUCCUGUGCUCUCAACUCAAACCUAGGCCUAAAAAGAAUCACAGCCAUUUAAAGGGUGUGUGUGUGCGUGAAUGCGUGUGUGUAUGAAUAUAAGAUCAGAUUCCUCCAUUAUCUCGAAUCAGUAUAUUUUUGAUACUAUUAUUAUUAGAAGGAGAUAAGCAGGACAAACUCUGAUUGCGCUCUGUCACAGUUGGGUUUAAUCUGUACAUAGUUUCUUGUGUAUACAUGCUGCUUACACUUAAAAAAAAAAAAAAAAAGGUUCUUUAAGGGUACUCUGUCGGGGUAUAUGGUCCCAUGAAGAACCUUUACCAUCUGUGGAACCUUUCUGUUCCACAAAAGGUUCUUUUUACUCCUGGAAUUUUUUUCCUCUCUGGUUUUAUUUCACAAAUUAAAUUAUAUUAAUAUUAACCCUUUAAUUUAUGUGUUAAUAUAAAUAAAUAAAAGGGUUUUGGGUCAAUUGGUGCCAUUUUUUUGUGGUUCUACAAAGAACCUUUGGAAAGUGUUCUUUGUGGCACUAAGGAAAAAAAAUGGUUCUUCAAAGAACCCUUCACUAAAAUGUUCUAUGGCUUCGCUAUGAAACACCCUUUUUGGUUCUUUGUGGCACCUUUUAUUUUUAAGAGUAAGCAAGCCCUGUAUCAAUCUUUAUACAUUUGCCUGACAUGUAAAAGAUAGCACAGGCAUGUCUUAAUUUUAUUUUUACACUAUGGAAAUCUGUUUGAAUCCUUUGAUCAGCGGUCAUGUGUUUUGUUGAUUUUUAUGAAUUUUUAUAGCAAUAAUUUAUAUCAACUUGCUUUCAUUUUGCUCUGUUUCUUUCUCAAUGAUGGUUAAUGCUUGCAUUACAAUACUGAAUUGUAUGUAGCAAUGUCUUUGAGAAAUCCACCAAUUGUUUGAAAGAGUCGACCUGUGACAUGGAGGGGCUUUCAGGUGUCAGAACAGUGUCGCCGAGUAAAGGAAAAUCAAAUGCUUUAGAACUCACUAUAAAGGGAGCCCAAUGUAUAUACUUUCUUAUUACUAUGAAAUAAACUAUGGUCUUGAAAGUGCCUCAUUUGCGAAGAUGAACUUGUUUGACGCGUGGGAUUUGUUGUAUGAUGUUUUUCUCCCAUAUAGUUUUAAAUUAUUCAAAGACAAAGGUCUAAUAUUUCCACACAAACUCUAGAUGCUGUCCCCUGUUACCUCUGCUAUGGUAUCUGAAAGUUAUGCAUUUGCAACAAUUUGGAAUUGAUUAUAGCAAUUUAUUUCAAGGCAUGUUAAUUUCACAAGGCAGACAAUAAUUUUCUUGAAUUUUAUCUUUCACUUAAUGGCACAUCCAUCAGUAUGUCUAACGGUAUCGCUGUUGCAAAUACCAAAACACAAGGAGUGAUAAUGAUAUCUUUGAUCUCAUCUUUUCAGAGAAAAAAGGUCCAUUGCCAAAAGGAUCAUUUAGAAUGAGUACUUUUUUCUUCUGAGAGUAAACAGUGUUUUAUUCUGCAUCACAGUUUCAAAACAGUGAGGCCUCUUGUAAUGUUACACUCUUCUUUUUUGUUACUUUUAGUAGUGCUUCCCCAUAACAGUGGAAAUGUAUUCUCAAAUGCUAUAUAAUGUUGAGUUUGGUCUAUUAUUGUUCCUGACUGGGUGUGCUGUCUGGUGUCUGCAGAUAUCUGGACAUUCAGCCAGCUGUGGUUAAAAAUUGUAUCAUGUCAGAAUCGUAAAAAUCUAAAGUGAAAAUGUCUGUUAUUUGCACCACAUAUGAGAAACUAGCUAACGUUGUAAUGCAGUAUGUGUUGUGAGAAUAAGAUACACUGUAACCUUUUAACUGUUAUAACCUACCAACACAAGAAAUAUUUAGAAAUCAUUCAUCUAUUUUGGUUAAAUUCCUAAUGAAGACCUUUUAAUUCACCUGUUCCAUUGCUCGACUGCACAAUAUAACUGACUUUCUGAGGUCUCAACUAAAACAGCAAAUCAAAUCAGUUCUGCUGUCAUGGAGACCAAAGAGUUGCCCUUGGAACUUGAUAUAGUGAUGAUUAUUUUGUCAGAGAAGGUUAAAAAAAUAUCAGCACUGAAGGCUGUUGGAAAGAAGUUGCAUAGAAGCACUACUAAGAACAGGUUAUCCUUCCAAAAUGACAAUACAAAUGAGACGAGGGCAAUCAAAUUCGUGCUCCAAUCCAAAUGUGGAAAGCUCAUACAGACAUAACCAAGACGAAUUGAGUUAAAUGUAUUGUCUUUUCAAUGGUCAAAUUUUAAAGUGUAUAAAGGGGUGCAUACUCUGAAGACAUUGCAUGCUUUU